AUGGACUUCUGGCUUUAUUUUCUUCUCCUUCCGCUGGCGCUGGCGGCUAUCUUCUCAUGGUUGAGCGGUGAUUCCCAUGCCCCAAAAUCCAUCCCCGCUGCUUUCGAUCUCUUGACUCUUACCGCUCAAGAUGUUGCGCAGCUUCUCAGCAAUCAGACUUUUACAUCGCUUCAGCUGACUCUAGAAUACCUCAGAAGGAUUGAACUCGACGACAGGUCCGGCCUCGGGCUACACACGAUGCUAGAGCUCGCGCCGGUGGGCACUACCCUCGCCAUAGCAAGAGAAAGGGACCUCGAGCGACAAGGAGGGAUACUACGAAGCCCUCUACAUAAUGUCCCACUCAUUAUAAAGGCAUGCCCACAGUCCAGUUCGAAUACCCUUGUGAUCGGAAAAGCCAAUCUCGGGGGACUUAACGGCUGCAAGUACGUCGGUCCAGGCAUCUGCACCAUGAUUGGUAUCCUUGCUAACCAACAAUGCCCAACUCUAGGGACAAUAAUCUCAGUCCAGCCUGGUCUCGGCUCGGUGGCGGAACACUGUCACCCUACGAUCUACAGCACCCUUGCGGAUCGUCAGCUGGAUCGGCCGCCGCGGUAG
Messenger RNA from Chaetomium globosum CBS 148.51, 594 nucleotides. RefSeq lists its product as uncharacterized. NCBI's taxonomy places the organism in Eukaryota, Fungi, Ascomycota, Sordariomycetes, Sordariales, Chaetomiaceae. The transcript is spliced from 2 exons. The record is from RefSeq and is a predicted model, not a curated record. The coding region runs from base 1 to 594 and encodes 197 amino acids.